CUUGUGUCGAAGUAUACCCGUGCUCCUGUAGAGUUACAAUAUUACAAUCGUGAAACGUUACGGAGUAGCUUAUUCCGGUGUCUCAUUGUGUCACAAUUUAAUAAAAAUAAUUAUAAUUAACUUGGUUAAUAUAAAAUUAUUUGUUUUAUAAAAACAAUUUUAAUUAUUCAUCAACUCGUGAGCUCGAAUUACGCGAGGUUUAAAUUGUCGCUGCAGUGAUAGCUUGUGAUAGUUGUCUGAUUGAACAAAAAAAGAAAAAGAUAAAGAAAAUCCAAGUGCUGGAAGAUUGAGAGAGAAAAAAACAAGAAGACAGGAGAUAAAGAGGAAAAGAGAGUGUGUGACUAAAUCUCAGUUAAAAGGAUGGACAUCGACUUGGGCGAAAUGAACUGGACGUGGCGAUGACAAGUCUGAUAUUAGAGAACGCAGAUUUAAACCGACUAUUUCCGAAAUGCCGGCCUAGGGGCGGUCAUCCCCCGCAGUCGGGGGCAGGAUCGCAUCAUAAGACGACGAGCCAGCAGCCGCAUGACCGUCGUAGCAGUGUUUCAACGUGUAAGAAGCUGGAGCCGGUCACUACACCGUCGUCGUUGUCCUCGUCGUCGUCGACGAGCGUCGUAACAGGAGGAUCAGGAAGUGGGUUUCCUCAUAUCGACAUGAUUGACCUGGAGCACGACAACAACACCGACAGGUGUAGAAAACGAGCGACGAGUCGCAGGAAAAAAUCAGGUUCGCUGUCCCGUAGGACGGCAAGCAUAAUGCCGGGAUUCGAGGCCCAGAUCCAGUCCCAGUCCCACCAGCAGCAGCAACAACAGCAGCAGAUAUUGACGUCGCAUCAGCAGCACGGAAUGAUGACCACCACCAAACCAGUGUCUUCCAGCUCAUCGUCCUCAGCAUCAGGACGCAGUGAAGAUGCGCCGAACUACGGGAGUCUCGGCGGCAGUGAUCAUCAAGGACAGUCACAGCAGGAUGACAGCGGCCCUGAAGAAGGCCCUGUUUAUAUUUUAACUUCCGCCAAAGGCGACAGAAGUUACAAGUUACGGGAUUCCCGGAUUAUUGAGAUAGCUGGUGGAAGAGAAGUAUUCUCACAGAGCAGAGGUAAAGUUGCUGCGAGGAAGCCUCGUUUUCUUACCUCUUCAAAGUCCGUGCCUAAUGACGAGUCCACCGGAGACAAGUUGACGGUAAAGAAAAAUAGUAAAUCACCCAAUCGACAAAGUGUCUGGGAAUUAAGAAGCAGAUGUGGAGAAGCGAGGCGACAGCGAGCAAAUCGUGAAAUAACCGAAACAGUAUUUUCAUCCGAGGUCCAUUCAGUUCGUCGUAAUCCAACAAAAUCAAUUCUCGACUAUGACUCACCAAAGGCUGCACGUAGUAAUCGUAUUAUAAAUUAUGAUUCGGUAUUAAAUAGCAAUAAUGUAGAGUAUUCGGUGGCGAAAAGUAUAACAGAUAUUGAUUGUGGAUUACCAAAGAAUUGUAUUGACUAUCAAUCAAACCAUACGACACCCGCAAGAAGUAUGGCAAUUGUCAGUGACGGUGAGGUCGUUGUCUUUGAUGACAUUGAUGACAAUUGGCAGGGACUUAGAUUGGAUCUUGGUACAACAAAUAAUACCACCACAAACUCGCAAAUUAAUACUACGAGUUAUUUGAAUUCUGAUCAAGAUGACGUACAGCAGCAGCAGCAGCAGCAGCAACGUAGCAGUAGAAUUCCACCGGAACCACCUGGCUCAAGUGUCGGUAGUUCACCGAGCCCUACGUCAAUGUAUCCGAGAAAUACAUCAGACUUUUUCAAGGUGAUUACACCCGCGAGUGACUGCGAAGUUAAUUCACCAUCACCGGAACGAAAUCACAAAGUCGCAAGGGUCAUUGGAGAAUUACCAAUAGCUCAGUAUUCCGGUAGUCCACGUCGUUAUGGUGUACGUGAAAAUUCACGAUUACCAAAUAUAUUGUCAUCACCCUCGAUAUACAUGACACCAAGACCUGGAUUUCCACAAAGAAUUUUACCAACGACGCCAAACCAAAAAGAAAAGGAGACUGAUUAUUUGACGGCGAAAGAGGAACCGGUUGUUGAAGUGUUAGUUGAUACGACGACAAGUCCAACACCUGAGAAAAGCAACAGCAAUCUCAUAGUAACUUCACACUCGGUUGAAGAAAUAUCCACAUCACAGGAUCUGGUGACACAAUCAAAUGAGUCUAAAACACAACAGGAAGAGGAGGAGGAGGAAGAAGAUUUUCUCAAGCCGUCUUUUCUCAGUAGUGAUAAUUUAUCGAGUCUCGUUGCGCCCGGUGGCAGUACUUUCGACUAUUUGUAUGAAUUUUCUGAGACAAGAAAAGUACUGGAAGAGUUUUUCAAAUGCCCUGCGCCUACUGAGGAAAAAGAAAACAACGGCGAGUCGUUUCCGUUUCAGGAUUUGGACUACGAGUUACGGCGACAAGGCGGAAACUCAUAUGUUGGUCAGCGCCUAGCCAGCGGUUUACCAAAUACAGAAGAAGUUAUGGUACAUGAAUCACCAAAGAAACAGCGGGCGGACUUUCCUCCUUCUAUCGAGCAUGAGAACAAUUUCCUGGAUUUGUCCGUGGGCACUGGGAGCAGUGAAGAUCUUGGUGAAACUGAAGUAGGCCUACAGGUCGGGCAUUCACGUAAUUUUACCCUCAGUCCGGAAACGACAGACUGCGACAGUAAUUGCGGUGAUCUUGAUAGUGAAAUGUCACUAAUGAUGAUGGACAAUGAACUAUUACCGGCAAGCGGACUACUCGGGUCUGUUGGCGAUCUUGGUAACAAUUCAGACUCACUGAGAAUAUACACGAGCAUGCCGGUACUCGAGGACGGUCUGUCGAGUGGUCACGCGAGCGAUACUGACAACAAUAAUCCCACGGUGAUGUUAAUGAAACGUCAGAUAAAUGAAAUAGAGAAGGAAAUAAUACAGAGGACGAGAAACGAUAUGCUUGGUACUGAUAUCGAUAAUGAAAAAGACGUCAGCUUAAAUGUUACGAAAGACAUUCUUCAGACGUUGAAAGCAACUUCGCCGGAUUUAUUUAUAGCGCAGAAAGAAAAUUCUUACGAGACGAAUGAGUUGAAUUUAGACGGGUUAGAUCCAUUAGGCACUCCACCACCUCCCGCGCCCCAAGGCAGACAAAGUAUCAACUUGGAAAUCGGCGGUGAGGUUGAAGCAGCAAUAAAAGAUAUACGAAUGGCUCUGCAGAAAACAAAAACGCUGCCAGUAAAAUCGCCUUCGGAAGAGCCGCCCGAGCCGAGCGUCAGUCCCAUUUGGAUACCCAGUAUGUUGGAUGGUAGGCGGAGGAUUUGCACCGAGAGCAACAGCGAGGACUCAGAGGCGCGCCGAGUCGAGGAUGAGAAUGAAGUCGAGGUAGAGGAAGUCGUCGACGAGGAGGAAGCCGACACCGACUUGGAAACCGAUCGGCUCCUCGGCCAACAGAGAACUGACGACCAGGGGUUCUAUGAUGACAAGGGGUGGCGGAAGCCUAAAACUAGGACAAUGCUACCACCAAUGAGUACCAAAGUCGUAACACCAAAGCAAACCCCACCGAAAACAUUGAGUGUAGCUCCACUAGAAACGCUAACGCCACCCGAGCCCCUGCCCUCAACGUCGUCAUCCAUAUCCCCGCCUCCUAUUGUCACUGUAAUACAGUCGCCGACGUCUGAACGCGAGGCGACAUCGCCCACUACUCAAACCUCACCGAGUCCCCAGAAGAUCUCCCCGGUUAAAAAUUCUCCCUCGCCCACUCAAAGCCUCAAGGAGUCCAACGGCAAGGCAAAAAAGGAAAAAGAGGGAAAGAAGAAAAGCCGAAAUAAAGAAGGAUUACUGGAUGAUCCAUCAGUGCUUAUUGAGGGUGUACUGUUUCGUGCGCGAUAUCUCGGAUCAACGCAACUUGUUUGCGAGGGCCAACCGACUAAAUCCACGAGGAUGUGUCAAGCAGAAGAAGCCGUAUCUAGGAUAAAGGAUGUCCUCCCGGAUCCGGUGCCGAUGCAGUCGCUCUUAAACUAUGGGAGUGGCCAGCAUGGCUAUGGCCGUUGCAGCGUGGCCUCCCAGGGCAGCAUUGACGAGGAUGAAUGCGACUCGAGUGAAGAACUUAUAGGGAGUGUUGCCGGUGGGGGCCAGCAGCAGGUGGAGACCCAGCAAUUGGGAUCGUCAUCCCAGACCUCGUCCUCAGGAAAGCUGGCCCCGAUCGGCGGCUCGAUCGGUCCAACCACCGUUUUCAGACUUCAUUUUCUCGGUUCGGUCGAGGUGGAAGAGGAAGGGGGACGCAAACGCCGUAAGCGUCUUAAGAAGCACAUGGUUGAAGAAGCUGUCACUAAGAUAAAGGCAUUGGCGCCAGAUGGUGAAACCCAACCCAGUGCGGAGGUGGAUCUUUUUAUAUCAACAGAAAAAAUAAUGGUAUUAAACACAGAUCUAAAAGAGAUAAUGAUGGACCAUGCACUGAGAACAAUAUCAUAUAUCGCGGACAUCGGUGAUCUUGUGGUACUGAUGGCGCGAAGGCGUUUUGUACCUCAUGAAAUGGAAGAGGCUCCAAAGAUAAACAGAACACCAAAGAUGAUUUGCCACGUGUUUGAAAGCGAAGAAGCUCAAUUUAUAGCUCAGAGUAUCGGUCAAGCCUUUCAAGUUGCUUAUAUGGAGUUUCUCAAAGCUAAUGGCAUCGAGGACCACAGCUUCGUCAAGGAAAUGGACUACCAGGAGGUACUUAACUCCCAAGAGAUAUUCGGCGAUGAGUUGCAGAUGUUUGCUAAAAAAGAAAUGCAGAAGGAGGUGGUGGUACCAAAGGCUAAAGGGGAAAUUCUAGGUGUGGUGAUUGUUGAGUCUGGCUGGGGCUCGAUGCUACCAACAGUAGUGAUAGCAAAUCUUGCGCCAGCCGGAGCGGCGGCACGCUGCGGUCAGCUCAACAUCGGCGAUCAGAUAAUCGCUAUUAAUGGAGUAUCACUUGUAGGAUUACCACUAUCAACGUGCCAGACUUACAUUAAAAAUUCUAAAAAUCAGACAGUAGUUAAGCUUACGGUUGUGCCAUGCGCUCCAGUAGUUGAAGUGAAGAUUAAGAGGCCGGAUACUAAGUAUCAACUAGGAUUUAGUGUACAAAAUGGUGUAAUAUGUAGUUUACUGAGGGGCGGAAUUGCCGAGAGAGGUGGCGUGCGUGUGGGCCACAGAAUAAUUGAGAUUAACAAUCAGAGUGUUGUUGCUGUGCCACAUGAGAAAAUCGUUAAUCUCUUGGCUACGUCUGUUGGGGAGAUACUCAUGAAGACGAUGCCCACAUCUAUGUUUAGACUAUUGACCGGCCAGGAGUCUCCGGUGUACAUAUAAAGAGGAAAAUAUAAACUUCUAUAUAAAUAUAUAUUAUACUUAUAUAAAUGAAAAUAAAAAAAUUUGAGGAUAAUAAUGACAAAAGGAUGGGAGAGAAAAUGCUCUCAGUUGCCUGGUCGUUUUGUUAUGUAGUGCAAAAGACAAUACAACCGCCAUCCACUAUCGUAUAUUCUGUAUCUCCACCACCCGUAAAAGGCUUGCUCCAACCUGCUGAGAAUCACCUUUGUAUUCCAGUCAACCGGAACAUCUCUCUGUACUCAAGCUUAAAAAAAAGCUGAAAAAUAAAAAAAAGUAUUUACCUAA
Molecule: messenger RNA, 5603 nt
Organism: Microplitis demolitor
Lineage: Eukaryota; Metazoa; Arthropoda; Insecta; Hymenoptera; Braconidae
Exons: 17
Coding region: 399-5300 (1633 amino acids)
Biological process (GO): chemical synaptic transmission
Cellular component (GO): dendritic spine; cytoplasm; plasma membrane
Molecular function (GO): protein binding
Source: RefSeq, a predicted model, not a curated record